Molecule: messenger RNA, 1294 nt
Organism: Abrus precatorius (Indian licorice)
Lineage: Eukaryota; Viridiplantae; Streptophyta; Magnoliopsida; Fabales; Fabaceae
Product: F-box protein PP2-A15
Exons: 3
Coding region: 179-1069 (296 amino acids)
Molecular function (GO): protein binding
Source: RefSeq, a predicted model, not a curated record
AAUUUCAUUUUCGAGGAAAAUUCCCUCACGAGGGAAAGAAAAAAAAUGCGAUGCAAUUCCAAUUUGAAUCCCCAAAUGCUGCUUUCACUUCAAUCCAUUCCCCACGCGCUCUGCCUCUGAUUUUGCCUUCGUUCCUCUGCGUCACCUUCACCUGAAUGAAAGGAAACGUUUGCCAGGAAUGGGGGCCUCGCUGUCGAACCUAGGAACCAACGGUUCGACCACCGCUCCGGGCCUUGGCGACAUACCGGAGAGUUGCGUCGCUCGCGUUUUCCUGCAUCUCACUCCGCCGGAGAUAUGCAACUUGGCGCGCUUGAAUCGAGCGUUUCGCGGCGCCGCCUCUGCCGAUUACGUCUGGGAAGCGAAGUUGCCUCGUAACUACCAAGAUCUGCUCGAUUUAAUGCCUCCGGAGAGGUAUCAGAAUCUCUCCAAGAAGGACAUCUUCGCGCUGCUAUCUCGGCCAGUUCCGUUUGACGACGGCAACAAGGAAGUGUGGCUGGACAGGGUCACGGGAAGGGUUUGCAUGUCCAUUUCGGCAAGAGCGAUGUCGAUUACUGGAAUUGAUGACCGCAGAUACUGGACUUGGGUUCCUACUGAAGAAUCUAGGUUCAACACUGUAGCAUACUUGCAGCAAAUAUGGUGGUUUGAAGUGGAUGGGGAGGUUAGCUUCCCAUUUCCUGCUGAUAUUUAUACUCUCUCCGUUAGGCUUCACCUUGGACGAUUUUCCAGAAGGCUUGGUCGGCGUGUAUGCAAUUAUGAACAGACCCAUGGUUGGGAUAUAAAACCAGUGAGAUUUGAGUUCUCAACUUUGGAUGGUCAGCAAGCAUCAUUUGAGUGCUGCUUGGAUGACACUGAACAAGAUGAUGCGCACGGCAGCAAUCAUAAGCGUGGACAUUGGGUUGAUUACAAGGUGGGUGAGUUUAUUGUCAACGGAUCAGAACCCUCAACUAAAGUUAGAUUCUCCAUGAAACAGAUCGAUUGUACACACUCUAAAGGUGGGCUUUGUGUAGAUUCUGUAUUUAUUAUACCUAGUGAUUUGAGAGAACGCAAGAGAAGCGGCAUUCUGAAAUAACCACACAGAAUAGGGGUUUUAUUUUUUGGUUUAUGUCAAAAAUCCCCGAAUACUCUGUUGGGAUCUGUUAUACAGCGCUAGUGUAGAAAAUUACUGGUGUAGAAAAUUAAGAAUCCGGAGCAUGUUAUCUUUUUGGUUGGCCUUUUUUUAAUUUUUAAUUUUUUGGUGGUCAGUACAUGUGAUCUUUAGUUUUUAUAUAAUCACCAUUUCUGUGUUUUAUUUAUU